Molecule: messenger RNA, 1126 nt
Organism: Setaria italica (foxtail millet)
Lineage: Eukaryota; Viridiplantae; Streptophyta; Magnoliopsida; Poales; Poaceae
Product: nascent polypeptide-associated complex subunit alpha-like protein 1
Exons: 3
Coding region: 109-771 (220 amino acids)
Biological process (GO): protein targeting to membrane
Cellular component (GO): cytoplasm; nascent polypeptide-associated complex
Source: RefSeq, a predicted model, not a curated record
CGCGCUCGCUCACUCCGCUUCCCCGCCCCUUAUCCUGAGGCCGGCGCCGUUCGUUCCCGUGCACCGCCACCGCAAACCCCGUGCUCGAUCGGCCGCGGACCAGGCAGGAUGGUCAGCGAGCAAGCGCCGGCGGCGGAGGUGGAGAAGAGCGAGGCGGCGGCGCCCGCGGAGGCCGCGCCCAAGGCUGAGCAGCCUGCGGAGGACGAGGCGCCGGUCGUCGAGGACGUCAAGGAGGACGAGGACGAUGACGACGAGGAUGAAGAUGACGACGACGACGACGACGACGCUGGUGAAGGUGAGCUUGGUGCAGGGGCAACCGAGGGCUCCAAGCAGAGCCGGAGCGAGAAGAAGAGCCGCAAGGCCAUGAUGAAGCUCGGAAUGAAACCCGUCACCGGCGUCAGCAGGAUAACCAUCAAGAGAGCCAAGAACAUACUGUUCGUGGUGUCGAAGCCUGACGUCUUCAAGAGCCCGACGUCGGAGACGUACGUGAUAUUCGGCGAGGCCAAGAUAGAGGACCUGAGCUCGCAGCUGCAAGCCCAGGCCGCGCAGCAGUUCAGGAUGCAGGACCUCAGCAAGGUGAUGGCCAAGCAGGACGCGGCGGCGGCGGCGGCGGCGGCAGACGAGGAGGAGGAGGUGGACGAGACCGGGAUAGAGCCCCGCGACAUCGACCUCGUCAUGACGCAGGCCAGCGUGCCGAGGGCCAAGGCCGUCAAGGCUCUCAAGGCGCACGACGGCGACAUCGUCAGCGCCAUCAUGGAGCUCACGGCCUGAUACCAUUUGCCUUCGUUUGCUGGUACUGCUGCUGCUUCGUCGUCAGAAAACACCCGGUGGAGUCAGAUGCAUCGUGUGUGUCGCCGUUCAAUUUUGAGAUUUGAAUAAGAUGUUUUGUUUGUUCACCUUAAGGACGUUGUGAUCAUGUCAGUUUCCAGAUUAGUGUCAUCUUCAAGUUGUUAAUCGAAUUCUAGUAUAUUUCUAGACGAGUCUAAAUGCCAUUGCAAAGAUGACAGUUUUGAUCGUGCAUGUUACUACACGGAAUGUGAGAACGUGAGAUGCUGUAAGCAGUAACUAAGCACUGAAUUCAUAGAAAGACAACAUAGAUAUCAUUAUUGUAAAUUUAUUGGAUCAA